CUUCCGCCAGCGGCCGGAAGCAGGAGCCCUAGAGUGGCCAUGGGGACCGGCGGGCGUAGGGGGACGCGGUCCGGGAAAGGCAUGGAAGGCGCAUCGGCGACUUCUUCCUCUUGCCUGUAUCGUUGUAUCGAGUGCAACCGAGAGGCUCAGGAGCUGUACCGGGACUACAGCCACGGCGUGCUCAAGAUAACCAUCUGCAAAUCCUGCCAGAAACCAGUAGACAAAUACAUCGAAUACGACCCUGUUAUUAUCUUGAUUAAUGCCAUUUUAUGCAAAACUCAGGCCUACAGGCAUAUUCUUUUCAACACUAAAAUAAAUAUCCAUGGGAAACUCUGCAUGUUUUGUUUGCUUUGUGAAGCAUACCUGCGGUGGUGGCAGCUGCAGGACUCGAGCCAGAGUCCAGCCCCCGAUGACGUGAUCCGGUACGCCAAGGAGUGGGACUUCUACAGGAUGUUUGUGAUCGCUUCUUUCGAACAAGCUGCCUUUCUUACUGGCAUAUUUGCUUUCCUGUGGGUACAGCAACCCAUGAUGGCAAAAAGAGCACCCGACUUUGUUCUGCUGCUGAAAGCGCUGUUGCUGUCCAGCUACGGGAAGCUCCUGCUAAUCCCGGCCGUCAUCUGGGAACAUGACUACACACCUCUGUGUCUCAGGCUCAUUAAAGUGUUUGUCCUGACCUCAAAUUUCCAGGCAAUCAGAGUGACCCUGAACACGAACCGGAGGCUCUCCCUGUUGGUCGUGCUAAGUGGCUUACUGCUGGAGAGCAUUGUGGUCUUCUUCUUGCAGAGGAUGGAGUGGGAUGUGAGCAGUGACUGUGCGCUCUACAAGUCUCAGGACUUCUGAAGGACCAGCUACCUCAAAAGAGAAGGCACAAAAGAACUCAAGGUCUCUGCUUUCUGUGAGUGAAGCCAAGACUGGGGAUUUCUGAACGUACCCAGACACCCCCAGAAGAUCUGAACCACCUAUACCAAGGCUGCGUGCUCUCGGGCAGGCACCGUAGUUCCUUUAUAGGAAUAAUGAGCUCCAUCCAUCCUUUCUGCUCUUUAGUUCUAAAUAGUACACUGGUGGCUUUAACCCUGUAUUUUGUGUUUUUCUGACAGAAGCACUUUGAAGUUAUCUUUCAGAAUAAAUCAAGCUUUUUAUACAUUUCCAGUUCAGUAACUAAGAUUGUCUUUUGAAUUACCUCAGCCAGAAAUAACCAAGAUAAUCAUUGUA
This is a messenger RNA of Mus caroli (Ryukyu mouse), 1212 nucleotides long. RefSeq names its product ARV1 fatty acid homeostasis modulator (gene Arv1). Gene Ontology annotation, cellular component: cortical endoplasmic reticulum; Golgi apparatus. Gene Ontology annotation, biological process: intracellular sterol transport; sterol metabolic process; regulation of plasma membrane sterol distribution. The record is from RefSeq and is a predicted model, not a curated record. NCBI's taxonomy places the organism in Eukaryota, Metazoa, Chordata, Mammalia, Rodentia, Muridae.